This is a messenger RNA of Vicia villosa (hairy vetch), 1919 nucleotides long. Its product is annotated as aspartic proteinase A1-like. The coding region runs from base 190 to 1701 and encodes 503 amino acids. The record is from RefSeq and is a predicted model, not a curated record. The transcript is spliced from 14 exons. Gene Ontology annotation, biological process: lipid metabolic process; proteolysis. NCBI's taxonomy places the organism in Eukaryota, Viridiplantae, Streptophyta, Magnoliopsida, Fabales, Fabaceae. Gene Ontology annotation, molecular function: aspartic-type endopeptidase activity.
CUGGCCCCACUACAUUGCCAACCCCAACUAGUUAGUUUUUCGUUCGCUAUUGCAUUAUUUCGGGUUUCGAUUUGAGGGUUUAAAUUCUCGCAUUCAUCACAUUUUCUCCUCAAUUUUCCAUUCUCAUUUCGAUUCCUCUUCCACAUUCCAAUCUUGGUUGAAUUUUGGAAUUGGGAAGAACUGGUGAAAAUGGGAAACAAGAUGAAUGUGGGGUUGUUGUGUUUAUGUGUGUGGACCUUCUUGUUUUGUUUUGUUUCUUGUGAGGCAAAUGAAGGGUUGCGUAGGAUUGGUUUGAAAAAGGUGAAAUUGGGACCCAAGAAUUUGUUGGUGUUGAAAGGUGGUGAAGGUUCAUUGUCUAAAAAUAUUCUUGAAGGAGCUGAGGAAUUCGAUGUUGUUACAUUGAAGAAUUAUUUGGAUGCUCAGUACUAUGGGGAGAUUUCCAUUGGUACUCCUCCUCAGAAGUUUACUGUGAUUUUUGAUACUGGUAGCUCUAAUACUUGGGUUCCUUCGGUUAAAUGUUAUUUCUCGCUUGCAUGUUUAUUCCAUGCUAAGUACAAGUCUAGCCAAUCAAGUACUUACAAGCCAAAUGGGACUUCUGCUGCAAUUCAAUAUGGUACUGGAGCAAUUUCUGGCUUCUUUAGCUAUGAUAAUAUAAAAGUUGGUGAUAUAGUUGUAAAAAACCAGGAAUUUAUUGAAACAACCAGAGAACCUGGUAUUACAUUUGUGGCGGCUAAGUUUGAUGGUUUGCUUGGACUUGGAUUUCAAGAGAUAUCAGUUGGAAAUUCUGUCCCAAUAUGGUACAACAUGGUUGGACAAGGUCUUGUUAAGGAUCCUGUAUUUUCAUUUUGGCUCAAUCGUAACCCCAAAGAAGAGGAAGGAGGUGAGAUUGUUUUUGGUGGUGUUGAUCCUGCUCACUUCAAGGGCAAACAUACUUACGUGCCUGUGACACGAAAAGGAUAUUGGCAGUUUGACAUGGGAGAUGUGCUUAUUGAUGGAAAACCCACAGGAUCUUGUGCUAAAGACUGUUCGGCAAUUGCAGACUCAGGGACGUCUUUGUUGGCAGGUCCAACGACUGUAGUUACUAUGAUAAAUCAAGCUAUUGGAGCAUCUGGAGUUUACAGUCAACAAUGCAGGAACGUUGUUGAUCAAUAUGGACAAACAAUUUUGCAAUUGCUCUUGGCUGAAACACAGCCAAAGAAGAUAUGCUCCCAAAUUGGGUUGUGCACAUUUGAUGGGACUCAUGGUGUUAGUAUGGGUAUCCAGAGUGUGGUGCCACAGACUGAUAGAAUAUCAUCUGGUGGUCAACAAGAUGCUACAUGCUCUGUAUGCGAAAUGGCCAUCGUUUGGAUGCAAAGCCAGCUGAAGCAGAAUCAAACAGAAGAGCAGAUAAUAAACUACGCCAACUCGCUUUGUGAUAAAAUGCCUAACCCUAUGGGACAAUCAUCUGUUGAUUGUGCAAAGAUCCCUUCCAUGCCUAAUGUUUCCUUCACCAUUGGUGGAAAAACGUUUGACCUUGCCCCACAAGAGUACAUACUGAAGGUGGGUGAAGGUCUUCAAGCCCAAUGCAUUAGUGGCUUUACUGCUUUGGAUGUUCCUCCUCCACGUGGCCCACUCUGGAUCCUCGGAGAUAUCUUCAUGGGGCGCUAUCAUACCGUCUUUGAUUAUGGUAAACUCAGGGUUGGAUUUGCCGAAGCAGCAUAAAGAAUCUGCUCAUACCUCUCGCAGUAUGCAUCCUUUAUUUGCUAGUCCUAUUUUUCUCUUCAAAAAUCAGUAAAAUGGAACAAAAAAUAUCAAGGAAAAGAACAACCUCAGUAUUAUUUGGCAACAGUUAUUCGAAAAUAUUUUGUAUAACUUUGCAUUCAAAAUGGUCCUAAAAUUGUGGUUGUGUAUAUAUAUAUAUUGGUUUUAAUAUUCUCGCA